This is a messenger RNA of Peniophora sp. CBMAI 1063, 840 nucleotides long. The record is from the annotation of a GenBank genome assembly. NCBI's taxonomy places the organism in Eukaryota, Fungi, Basidiomycota, Agaricomycetes, Russulales, Peniophoraceae.
AUGGCGAGCGAUUCGAACGACCUCCGCCUCCCCGCCGAGCUACUCCUGCAGAUCUUCAAGAACGCCGCCGAGGCCAAGGACGUCGACGAAGGCGCGAAGACACUCUUUCGUCUUACGCGCGUGUGCAAACUGUGGCGCUCCAUCCUAUUCGACUACGGUUCGACAUGGUCGGCGCUAUCGCUCGCAAAUGCCGACGUGACGGACAUCAUGCUGCAGCGAUCCAAGAACGCGCCCGUCAGCCUUCACGUCGAUCUUCGCAGCCCGAAGCGCUGGCCCGGAACUGUCGCCCGCGCGGCGUACAGUGUGCUCGAACGCACCGUUGGCCGCGUCCAGGCGCUUGUUAUAGUCGGUAGCAGCGACGCGAGCUUCAACAGGACCGUCCUCAGAGGGCUAUCCCAUGGAGCUCUCAACGCUCUCACCACUCUCGAGCUCACAUCCCCCAAGUCCGGACGGGACCCUGCUUUUCGCAUCGAUCCAACCCAUCUCUCAGGGGCAGUUCACCUUCGGCGUCUCACUCUUCACAAGACUGAGCUGCUCCCUGGCGCCCCUGCUCUGCUUCCGGGUCUUUGCCACCCCCUAUCUCAUCUCGAGCUACGCGAAGUUCGCGGGAUGUCCCUUUCGACAUUGCUCGAGAUGCUGGGUGCCGCGCAGGGCACUUUGGAGACGCUUGAGCUUAGCUCGCUUCACCUCACUGAGGACCUCGCGGCCACAUCUCCUGGGACAAUCGAGUUGCGUGUACUGGAGGAGUUGACCAUGCAUGGCAUAGAAACUCUGGCGACGUCCGGGGCAGCGAUUCUACCUUUCAUCCAGCACUCUUCCACAGGAGGCAUCAGGCCGUGA